Molecule: messenger RNA, 690 nt
Organism: Phalaenopsis equestris
Lineage: Eukaryota; Viridiplantae; Streptophyta; Magnoliopsida; Asparagales; Orchidaceae
Product: auxin-responsive protein SAUR50-like
Exons: 1
Coding region: 67-432 (121 amino acids)
Biological process (GO): response to auxin
Source: RefSeq, a predicted model, not a curated record
CAUCGUCUUCAGCCGCUUCCCCUAGCUUUCCAAAUACCAGAUUCCCAUCUCCACCUGUAAGCAAAAAUGGCGAAGAACGGGAAGCUGAGCAAGCUCCGAUCCAUAAUCAAGAGGUGGAACUCCUCAACCCGGACCACUCUCACAGGCGGCGGCGGCGGCCGAGAUGGCUCGAGCGAAUCGACGGACGACGACGAUAUUCCCAGCGGCUUCCACCCCGUAUUCGUCGGGAAAUCUCGCCGGAGGUAUCUCCUAAGCUCCGAUGUCAUCGAUCGUCCGAUCUUCCAAACCUUAAUCAACCGAUCUAGCGGCGGUGAUGGCGGCGCUUUCGUAGGGUGCGAGGUUGUGCUGUUUGAGCAUCUCCUUUGGAUGCUGGAGAACGCGGAUCCUCAGCCGGAGUUGCUCGAUGAGCUCAUCGAUUUCUAUGCUUGUUGAGAUCGCCGGGUUAUGAAUGGCGGACGGUGAGCAUUAUCCCCUCAUGUUUAAUAAGAGGCAUUUGUACUAAUUUCUUGGUUGAUUUCAGCGAUUUUAGGUAGAAGGAAAGGGAAGAAAUGUUAACAGAAUUGAUUAGAAGAUUUGAAGCUAAAUUAACUCAUUAUGAUUACUAAUCAUUUGGAGUUCGUUUUUUCUUCCUGGUUCUUCAGGUUUCAGUAAGAUUGAUGUAAUUUUUUGGUUAUUGAAUAAUUUGUUCAA